Molecule: messenger RNA, 680 nt
Organism: Gastrolobium bilobum
Lineage: Eukaryota; Viridiplantae; Streptophyta; Magnoliopsida; Fabales; Fabaceae
Exons: 1
Coding region: 15-680 (221 amino acids)
Biological process (GO): nucleosome assembly
Cellular component (GO): nucleosome
Molecular function (GO): structural constituent of chromatin; protein heterodimerization activity; DNA binding
Source: RefSeq, a predicted model, not a curated record
UGAAGGGAUUGUUCAUGGCUCCAAAGCGUGCUGGGAAGACUGUGGUCAGAUCCACCAAGAAAGUUGUGCAAACAAGUGUACAGUUUUCGGUUGUAAGCAGCAGCAAAAGAUUAACCCGAGGAAACAGAGAUAUUCAGACAGGGGAAGAAGCAAGUGCUCUUGGCCAAGAGCAUGUGAGGGUCAUUCCCGUUCAAGAAGUGACUCCUAAGGAUGCAAGUACCUCUACUACCACUACUGAAAACAAAGCAGAUCAAGAAAACACUCAAAAUGGUCGAGUCAAGAAUCAAAAGGAAGAGCAAAAUAGUGACAUUAUUAACGAAGAGCAAGUGAAGAAGGCCAAGACUCAAGAAAGGCAUGUUAGUAAAGAAAAAGGGAGGAAAAAAAGGGGAAGAGGAAAUGUAGAAGGGUACCAGAGAUACGUGUACAAAGUAUUGAAACAGGUUCACCCUGACAUGGGAAUUUCUUCUAAAUGCAUGACUAUAUUGAACAAUUUCAUGAAUGACAUGUUUGAGAGGCUAGCUAAUGAAGCUGCAAAACUGAAGAACUACACUGGACAUAUGACAUUGUCUUCAAGGGAGAUUCAAGGAGCAGUGAAGCUGGUUUUGCCAGGAGAGCUUGGGAAGCAUGCCAUUGCUGAAGGGGUCAAAGCUGUGAACAACUUCAUAUCCUAUGAUGCAUGA